AUGGCGGAUGAGGUUGUGUUGCUAGACUACUGGCUCAGCCCAUAUGGGAUGAGGCUGAGGAUCGCUCUGGCUUUGAAAGGGAUAGAGUAUGAGCGCAAGGAAGAAGAGCUGAACAACAAAAGUCCACUUUUGUUACAGUCAAACCCGGUUCACAAGAAGGUCCCGGUUCUCAUUCACAAUGGCAAACCAAUAUGUGAGUCUGUCGUUGCGCUCCAGUACAUUGACGAGGUUUGGAAAGAUAAGGCUCCGCUAUUCCCUUCGGAUCCUUACCUCAGAUCCCAAGCUAAGUUCUGGGCUGACUAUGUUGACAAGACGAUCUCUGGUUUUGCGAGGAAGUUAUGGUCAGGGGCCAAAGGAGAAGAAAUGGAAGCAGUAAAGAAGGACUUGUUUGAUUGUCUCAGGUUGUUUGAAGGAGAGCUUGGCGAUAAGCCUUUUUUUGGGGGUGAGACUCUUGGACUUGUGGAUUUGGCACUUCUUCCUUUCGCUUCCUGGUUUUCUGUCCACGACAAAUUUGGUACCUUCAGUUUAGAGGCAGAGUGCCCUAAGAUCCCUCCUUGGGUUAAGAGGUGUUUCCAGAUGGAAAGUGUCUCCGAGUCUGUUCCAAGCUCGGAUCAGCUCUAUGACUACGUUGUGAAGAUGAGGAACAGUAGACAAGAGUAA
Molecule: messenger RNA, 660 nt
Organism: Rosa chinensis
Lineage: Eukaryota; Viridiplantae; Streptophyta; Magnoliopsida; Rosales; Rosaceae
Product: probable glutathione S-transferase
Exons: 2
Coding region: 1-660 (219 amino acids)
Biological process (GO): glutathione metabolic process
Cellular component (GO): cytoplasm
Molecular function (GO): glutathione transferase activity
Source: RefSeq, a predicted model, not a curated record